ACUCACUCAAAUGAACAAUUUCAUUCAUUCAAUUAAGUCAAAUUAAAAACGAAGGAAGCGAAUCAAAACAAAUAAUUUCAAUAUCUGUUUUAAAAACAAUCUGACUGACUCCAGUGAGUUAUUAUUGACUGUUCGUGGCAGGAUGCAGAAGUAAUGACAAUGAGUAGAAUUUGCGUAUCGUUUGCUAUAUUCUUAUUUGUUUUCUUAAGUAAGUGCUAUGGAGAGGAAUACAAUUUGUCUGGUGAGGCUGGACAAGCUUACGCGAUAGAAAUCAACGUAGGACAUCCACAUCAAAAGCUGAGCGUCCUAGUGGAUACAGGCAGUACAACUUUGGCCAUAGCUUCAUAUGCUCGACAAGACAGUGAUAUAUACUUCCAGUCAAAAAAUUCAAGCAGCAUUUAUGACAGUGCAAAAGAAGUGCAAGCUAAAUAUUCUCAAGGCAUGUGGGUGGGCCGUCUAGUAACUGAUUUUAUACAGUUUCCAUCACUCCCAUCGGUGCCUGAGGUGAGGAGUGAUAUUGCACUCAUCACAAAGAGUCACAAGUUCUUCAUGAAUGGAUCUGGAUGGCAGGGUCUUCUUGGCUUAGCCUACCUGCCAGUGGGCGCAUGGGGCGAGAACGUUAUAGUGGAAUCCUGGCUGGAUUCUCUGGACCGUAUGCUUAAUAAACCUAUGUCAUUUAAAUUAAAAUUGUGCGGUGCACACAGCGCGUACAACGCUACGCAUAUUGGCAGUUUCAAGAUGCUUGAAGACGACCCAAUAACAAAUCCCAAUACAAUGUUUCGAACAACAAUACUUCGCAAACGUUGGUACGAAGUCGGAGUGAUAUCUAUAAGAUUGAUACCAAGCAACGCUUCUAAUACUAUUACAAAUAAUACUACUUUUAAACAACUGACUACUGAUAGUGACGCUAAAGGUGGAUUCUCAGAAGUGAAUCAAGAAACUUGUACCAAACUGAAUGACGAGAAGAGUAUUGUGGAUAGUGGUACCACAAAUAUUAGGUUGCCUGACUUAUUAUUUAGACAGGUUGUGGACGAAUUAAGGAAUGCGGCUCAAGCAUCGAAUGUUCUCAUAUUGGAUGAAGUUUGGUACCACGGCGAGGCCGCCUGCUGGCCUGAACCUCAGGAGUGGUCGUUGCCGUGGUUGGCGGUAGACCUUCUAAACGAUGACAAUGACCGUCAAUAUUUUACUUUAGAGCUACCACCCCAGAACUACAUGCGGGUGGUGACGGCACGCAAUAGCAGCGAGCACAGUGGCUCGGUGUCGGAGUUCUGUUACAAGUUGGGGUUAGAAGCGGGCGGCAAGGAAACCGUACUGGGUUACACUGCCAUGGAGGGUUUUGAGGUUCUGUUCAACAGAUCAGCCGGCUGGAUCGGUUUCCAGACAUCCAACUGCGGUCCAAACGCCCGCAUCAGCGGCCCUUACAACUUCUCCCGUUCUCUAGUCACCUACUGCCAGCUUACAAGGCCUGUUAUCGACACAGCUAUAUCUAUAAAAGCCGCGCAAUGGGCUCUAUGCGUCGUCUCUAUCAUAGCUGGAGGCGUUUUAGUGUAUCUGCUAGCUCCUUGCGUGAAAAUGAUGUUGGUAAAGCAAAUGCCGAGUUCGCCGCAGAUUUCGCUGUCGCAAGCUGCGCUGUUCGAGCAAGAGUCUGCCUAGGGGCCGUCUCGCAUUAGUGUGUCGUCAGCUUAAGUGGUUAAAGCUCGUUUUGAUUAGUACGCCAACAACAGGGUUACUAGGCUCAAAUAUUGAAAUAGUAAAAAGUGAUUGAAACGAAAACAACUACCAUCAAAAUAAUAUUUAAAAAUAUUGUUCCACCAAAACCAAGUUUUAAAGACAUCUGUUCGGUUCGAUCGUUUGGCUUGAGUUCGAUUCCCGUAUGCAACAUGCCAAAAAUAUUACUAAGUUACGUGUGUCCAUUGUCACCCUCAUGCGGGCGACAUUUCCAGACUCAAUAGUUAAACAAUGGGGUAGUAGUAAAUCUAUGGGUUUGGAUGUUAAAAGGAGAGUCUGUAAUGACUUUAAUGUGGUAUUUAUCCAUUAAUGUGACAUUUAUAUCACUAUUAAUAAGUUACGAUUUGAUUAAAACCCAAGCUGAUGACACACUAAUGUGUUAUACGUCGAAUUCUUAUGAUAAUAUUAUAAUAAUUAUCUUUUAGAAAAAAAUAUUUGAAGUGGACUUCAAAUGGAUUUUGGAAAAUUGGAAUGCAUAAUAUUGAGGCGGCAUUGCGACCGUAACGGGCGAAUAAGCGAAGAUUGCAUGAAACCGCGUCAGGAUCUGUGUGAACGCUUAUAUACAAUCUUAAACAACAAUUUCGGCCGAAACGUGCCCGGUGCCUCCUCUGUGAGCUUCGAGCGAGAGCUUAAAAAACACUUAUUUCUUUUUUAUGUAUGACUUGAUUUCGUGAUUUGUAGAUCAAAUACGAUAGACUUUAUUGCUAUAAAAGUGUUAAGGGGUCUAAAUAUCUAUAGGGUUUGAAAAUUCGCAACUCUCAAAAAGUCUAUCUUUAGUACCUACUGAUAUGCGGCUUUAUUAUUCUUAGCCUAUGAACUUCUCUUAAACACUUUUAUGCUUUACUGGAAUACUUUUGAAAAAGGCCUUGCAAGCCGUUAAGAUAAUGUAUAAGGUUACGCUACCGGUAUGAAAUUAUUAAUAUUUCCUAUUGGAUAAUCAAAUCGGUAGGUAUCGUAAUUUCAUACCGGUAGUAACCUUAUAAUCUUAACCGCUUUCAAGUCCGGUUUUUUUAA
This is a messenger RNA of Pectinophora gossypiella (pink bollworm), 2742 nucleotides long. RefSeq names its product beta-secretase 1-like. NCBI's taxonomy places the organism in Eukaryota, Metazoa, Arthropoda, Insecta, Lepidoptera, Gelechiidae. Gene Ontology annotation, cellular component: endosome; trans-Golgi network; membrane. The record is from RefSeq and is a predicted model, not a curated record. The transcript is spliced from 9 exons. Gene Ontology annotation, biological process: amyloid-beta metabolic process; membrane protein ectodomain proteolysis. Gene Ontology annotation, molecular function: aspartic-type endopeptidase activity. The coding region runs from base 154 to 1653 and encodes 499 amino acids.